Messenger RNA from Debaryomyces tyrocola, 693 nucleotides. The record is from the annotation of a GenBank genome assembly. NCBI's taxonomy places the organism in Eukaryota, Fungi, Ascomycota, Pichiomycetes, Serinales, Debaryomycetaceae.
AUGGACAAAAUUGAAUUAAUAACACAACCCGAGAAAGACUCUGUGUCAGAAUCGCCACAAGAAAGAACAUUGCAAAAAUUAAAAAGUCUUGUCUCUGAAUAUCAGCACUCAAAUGACGAUGAAGAGGAGAAUGAGGCAGAAGAUAAGCAGAAAGAACUUAAAGAAACAGGAAAGGAGGAAAAGGAUGAAAGUGACAGGAAUGGCCAUUCCCAUUCUCAAGGCAAGCAUUCGCAUGAUAACGUGCAUCAAAAUGCUAAGGACGUAAAUGAGGAUUCGGAAAAGACACAAGAGGCGACGACCCAUGAGAAAGAAGAUGAUACUGUGGAAUAUGAUGAUGAUGGGUUUGAGAUUCCACAUGGAAAAAUUCCGCUAGAUGGGCAUUUUUCUACGAGUGAAAUUAAGGAAUUGGUCAAAUUGUCCAAGAUGGAAGGUAUUUUGAAAGAUGACGUUAAUAUUAAGGUACUCGAUUCUAACGAGGAGAUUGGAGACAAGGUAGUCAUAUCAGAAGAAUCAGAUAAAGAUAAACUCGAUAAUGGUGAUAAGGAAGGAAAAGAUGAUGACUCGAAUGGAAACAAAAAAGCGGAGAUGGGUGAGAAGAACAAGAAAGACGAGAAGGAAAGUAAGGACAAAUCUAACUCUAUUGAUCCCAAGGAGAAGGCAAAACAAUAUGGAAAGAAAUCUGCAUCAGAAUAA